This is a messenger RNA of Daphnia carinata, 1013 nucleotides long. RefSeq names its product inositol oxygenase-like. The transcript is spliced from 6 exons. Bases 118 to 987 code for a protein of 289 amino acids. The record is from RefSeq and is a predicted model, not a curated record. Gene Ontology annotation, molecular function: iron ion binding; inositol oxygenase activity. Gene Ontology annotation, biological process: inositol catabolic process. Gene Ontology annotation, cellular component: cytoplasm. NCBI's taxonomy places the organism in Eukaryota, Metazoa, Arthropoda, Branchiopoda, Diplostraca, Daphniidae.
GAAGAACACCAUGAACCAGGAUGGUGCAGCGUUGGAGGGCAGCAGCGAGUGGAAUUUCAGUGCAACGCUAGACAGUGAACUAGAACGACGUAAGAAAAAUACCAGCUAGGAGCCAAAAUGAGAAUCAUUGCCAAACAUCAGGUCGAAUGUACGGACAUUUCCAGGAUGAUCCGACCCGAGCCAAUUUUCGCAAAUAAACCCAUAGAGGCGUUUCGCCAAUACGAUGGUAUUGACAGUAUUCACGAACGGGUGUUUCGCACCUACAAAUUGAUGCAUACAUAUCAAACAACGGAAUUCGCCCAGGGCAAACUGAACGAAUGGUGCAAAUUCGAUCGCUUUUCCUCCACAAUUAUGGAGGCUUUAGAACGGCUCAACAAUCUAGUAGACGAAUCUGAUCCUGACUCGGAUCUACCAAACAUUGUUCACGCCUUCCAGACCGCUGAACGUAUUCGUGAAUCUCAUCCAGACCGUGACUGGUUUCACUUGACUGGUCUAAUCCAUGAUCUGGGCAAGGUUAUGGCGUUUUACGAGCCGCAGUGGGCAGUGGUCGGUGACACCUUCGUUUGUGGUGCUGCUUUUGCCCCAUCUAUUGUCUACCGUUCAAACACUUUUGAUGAAAACCCGGACUUGAACGAUCCUCGUUACAACACCGAAUACGGCAUUUAUUUCCCCAAGUGUGGGCUGGAUAAGGUGACCAUGUCUUGGGGUCAUGACGAAUACCUGUACCGAGUAUUGCGGAAUCACGGCACUACGCUACCGGACGAAGCUCUCUACAUGGUCAGGUAUCACUCGUUCUACCCGUGGCACUCCGGAGGCGAUUAUAUGCACCUGUGCUCUGAACGUGACUUGCAAAUGCUGCCAUGGGUCCGCGAGUUCAAUGAAUUUGACUUGUACACCAAAAGCGAUUCUAUUCCCGACGUGAAGGCACUCACCCCUUACUACCAAUCACUGAUUGACAAGUAUAUUCCCGGAAUUGUUCUUUGGUGAAUACUGCCAUUAUUGAACGAGAAAAA